UAUAAGGUGCGGUGCGCGUGGCGACGAGCAGCGCCUGUAACGAUGGCAGAAUCUCCGUCUGACUCCGAGUCACUGCAUUACUCCAUCGGUAUUUUGGGUAUAUCUGCUGGCUCUUUGCUGCUUCUGGUAAACUACUAUGCCAGCACUCCUGAUAAGGCCCUCAUUCCUGCUACAGCACUGGGGAUUGAGCUGAUCAUUAUCGCCGCCCUGGUGGCCUAUGCAGGUUUGUGUCAGAGCUUGUCCCAUAGACUUCUCUAUGCUACACUUUGUCUGACUGUGUCAGCUCUGUGGUGUGGCUCAGGGCUUGUUCAUAUACUUGCAGGGGAAGGUAUAAUCAGUGGACAAAAUGGGCUGAGAAAUGCCAUGGUACCAGGGCUUGCUGCUUUUACUCUGGCGUUGCUUAUCAUUAGUUUAAUAGCUGUUCUGCAAAAGAAGGUCUUCCUCUGCUUUAUUUCCCUCACCAUAUGUUUGGCAUGUGCACAUGAAAUCGCUGGACUGACAAAUGUAAACUUUGGCCAGUCAGCCACAGCUGCCUGUUACCUCUUGGUCUGUUUUGUCUGUGCCUACUUUGGCAGCGGGCGUCUGUUUUUCUACAUCUCGAAUGGUAAGAUUAACUUACCAGGGACCAGUUUGCUGAAUAAAAACAGUCAGGAGUCAGCAAAGGGUCAAGAACAUAUCAAUGUAAUUGCUGUGGGUUUGGUAAUGAACUUGUUGUCAGCCAGUGUGUUAGCUUGUCCACUACUUGGUGUGGUCCCUGUACUUUUCUCUGGCCAUAUCCCAUGGCUUUGGACAGCUGGUGUCUUUCAGCUAGGUGUGUCUGUCCUCUCCUACAGAGCCAUGGACACCUUGGCAGCAACCUUCUAUGGUUUCACAGCUAUACUAAAGUUUUCUGAAGGUUAUAGUGUGCUAGUGAAAGACUUAACAGGCCAAAUCCCCUAUUCCCCAGUACCUUUCCCCACUGUUUUUGCAGUUCUCUUUUUUGUCCUGGCUUUGUUUAGCUGCAUCAGAAGUUUAGUUGAUGGCCUGUACCUGCUCUUCUUUGUGGCUUACUCUAUAGCAAUCGCUGCACAGCCCAGAGGCUUUUUCCAGGGUGGCACACAAGGUGUGCAAGCAGCUAUAUUUGUGGCAUCUGCCCUCAUGCUUCUGAUAACGCUCUAUAACCAGGUUUCCCAAAAGAAGAUACCCACAGGUGAAAGUGUCCUCAAGAAUCUUCUGGCUCGCAGCAAUAAAUUUACACUACGGGCUCAGGACAAAGACCUGCAUGCUCCCUAUUUGGGUUACUCCAAAUAUGCAGAUGCUGAGGUGUUGGCUCAUGGUUGUAGUGUGCUGGCAGCUUUUGCUAUCACCGCUAGUGUGGCUAAUCAGGACUCUUUGACAGUUCUAAUUUUGCCCUGGGCUGUGGUUGCAGGUGGUAUCCUGCAAUUUCUUUGUGGUUCAGUUGCCUUUGCUCGAGGUAAGACCCUAGAAAGCACUGCCUUCAUAUUCUAUGGCAUGAUGUGGACAGUAUGGGGCGUGACACGUUUUAGUGGUCUCUGUGGUGAUGUCCGGGGGUUCCACUUAGCAGUGGGAAUCAUCAGCUUUAUGGUUUUUAAUGUGCUUGUGGCUGUUGGAGCCCUGUUUUUGAAUAUAGCAUGGUUUGUCUAUGCAGCUACCUUUGAGCUCAUUCUCAUUAGUUUCCUGUUAGAUGUAUUAGGAGUUCUGCCCUAUGGCUAUGACAUUGGUGUGACGAUCAUCUUUGGUCUGGUUAGUUUCUACUUCUUCUUGGCCAGUAUAGUAAACUGCACCUUUGAGAGUCUGCAACUUCCUUUGGGUGGUCCUUUGAUCAAGUUGAAAGGAUUUGGUGGAGGCAGGGACAGCUGUCCACAUCUUUCUUCCAGAAAGGUCUCAUCAGUGAAGCAGAUUGCAGACAUCAUGAAGAAUGGAGGAAUAUGUGGAGUGCCCACAGACACUGUCUAUGUGCUUGUAGCAGCUUGCAAUCGACCGGACGCUGUUGAGAAAGCUUACAAGGUGAAGAAACAGGCACAAGAGCGUCCAAUGUCAUUGUGGCUCUCUUCUAUUAAACAGCUAGAACCAGUCAAACAUCAGAUCAGUCCCCUUCUCUGGGACUUCAUGGAGGUGACUUGGCCAUCAUCGAUCAGCCUGGUCAUUCCUAGAGCACCAUGGAUGGACCUCUUUGGUUUAAAUGAUUCAUCAAAAUAUAUUGGCACACCACAAAGCAUAGCCAUCAGAAACCCAGACUGCACUGUUGUAAACCAUCUAAUUAGCAUGGUGGGCCCUAUAGCUGUUACCUCAGCAAAUCCGACAGGUGAAGCAGACACGACCCAUCAUAACCAGGUGUAUUCUAAGCUGGGUGACAAGGUUGAUGGCGUGUUAUGUGAUGGGCCUUCACCAGAGAAUAUUGCCUCCACUGUUGUGGACUGCACCAAGAUCGAGAGUGGCCAAAUUGGCUUUUUCAGAGUCGGCCUAAUUCCCAAGUCUAAGGUCCUGCAGCUAUUUGAAGAAAUUCAGAAAAGACAUCGGCGUGGCUACAUGAAUGAUGGCUUUGAGACAGACAUCACUAAUCCUCAAAGAGACAGCACAAACUCUCAAACAGGUUCUGAAACUGAUUCGGGUUUAUGUCAGCCGACUCCUGCAGACUCUUUGAGUUCACUUGACCUCAGUCAACGCGGCAACAUGGAAGACAAAGAUUAAUCAUAGAGCUGGAUUCUGUGUAAUGACAGAUUUAUACAUGUAAAUAAUAAACCUGUAAAUAUCAUAUUUCAUAUUGUACAAUUAUAGCAAUGGGUAAAAACAUGACAAUGACAAUAAAGCCCCCAGUAAAAUGAUGCAGUGUUAACAGCAAUAUAGGUUAAUAUUUAUAUAUUGUUAAAUAUUAUAAAUAUUAAUAGUAUGAUACAACAUGCUUUUAAUUGUAUUACAGUGCUGCAUAUUGUAUGGUUGUAUAGAAGAUUAUGUUAUAGCAAUACAAAUAGUUUAUUCACAAACAGCACAAAAUAUCUUCUGCAUAUAGUCUUUGCAUAUAAGAGCAUUACAUUAGUCACCAAGCACAAAUCCCAAACAGCAUACAACUCUGGAUGAUUCUAUACUUAUAUGCACAGCCCUGAGUCACUUUAUAAGACACUAUUUAUUCACAAAGCACUAUAUUUUCAACAUUUAAUUUAUUCCUGGCUUCAGUUUGAGUUAUCUGGUGGUUUUUUAUUUAUUUAUCUGUAGUGCAUAUUGUACUAAUAAAAUUGAAAUGAAAUUUUUAUUUUUGUAUGCUACUGCUAAAAUGAAAAUAUAUUUGUAGAAGAUGUAAAGUAGGCAUAAAAAAGGCACGUAUACUGUUGCUGUAUCAUUAUUUGAGGGAUUACUACUAUUACAUUACAAUAAUACUCUUACAUUAGUACUUUAUUCUUAUAUAUUACAGUAUUAUGUUUCUAACUGGAGAAGAAUCUUGGGUGUGGCAUGGGACAUCAAAGUUUUGACAUUCCAGCUAGCAAUAAUUUAACAAAAAACUAUAUAAAUUUUGAAAUGUACAUUUACAGGUCAAGUACUGGGAUUUUUUUACAUUUAU
Molecule: messenger RNA, 3556 nt
Organism: Hemibagrus wyckioides
Lineage: Eukaryota; Metazoa; Chordata; Actinopteri; Siluriformes; Bagridae
Exons: 9
Coding region: 43-2691 (882 amino acids)
Biological process (GO): regulation of translational fidelity
Cellular component (GO): cytoplasm
Molecular function (GO): double-stranded RNA binding; tRNA binding; nucleotidyltransferase activity
Source: RefSeq, a predicted model, not a curated record